UGACACGUCCCAAAAACAAGAGGCGAAGAAAAUUGUGGGUUGGAAAAUCAACCUAAUCUCGUUGAAAAUCCAUCCCAAAGUAAAUGAACAGAUAAAUCAUCCACCGUAUUUAUGAAUUAUGACCAUAUUAUAUAAUCCCUUGCCGCAUUUACUCUGUAUCUCCAAAAGUUUUUAAAUCGUUCAAAUCAUUUCCACGUAUGUUGUAAGCGUCUCGUUUUCAUUUCACAUUGUCAUGGCGGUGGACCGUCGUCUCUGCUUCGUCUUGCCGGCGGUUUCCGGCGAGUUAAAGCCUUCUGUCACCGUUGAUUACACCGGAAACACAGAGACCAAGCGUCGGGAUUGUGGAGGUCAAGUUCUGGGCUUGAUCGGAGAUCUUUUCCGGCGAUUACAAGAUUCUAAAUGGGCGAGUUUGAAUUUCUGCAGAGACUCUGUUUCGCAAGAGACAAAACUCUUCGCCGACAUGGAAGGUGUUCAGAUUUCAGGCAAAAUCGGCAGUGAAAACCCGAGAAUCUUCGGAUACUCCGAGCUGUAUAUCGGAUCGAACGGCUUCAGCGACGACCAGAUCCUCGGAAGCGGCGGAUUCGGUCGGGUCUACAAGGCGGUGUUGCCGAGCGACGGAACCACCGUGGCUGUGAAAUGUUUGGCCGACAAGAAAGGUGAACAUUUCGAGAAGACUUUCGCGGCGGAGCUAGUCGCCGUCGCCCAGCUCCGGCACCGGAAUCUGGUGAAAUUGCGUGGGUGGUGUAUUCACGAGGACGAGUUGUUACUCGUUUACGAUUACAUGCCGAAUAGGAGCUUGGACCGGGUACUUUUCCGGCGACCGGAGAAGAGCAACUCGGGUUUCGAACCGUUGGAUUGGGAUAGGAGAACGAGAAUCGUUCGAGGACUCGCCGCCGCAUUAUUUUACCUCCACGAGCAACUGGAGACGCAGAUCAUUCAUAGGGACGUGAAGACCAGCAACGUGAUGUUGGAUUCCGAGUUCAAUGCUCGAUUGGGCGAUUUCGGCUUGGCUCGGUGGCUCGAGCACGGGAUUGAGUCAGAACCGAGUUACGACUGGUCGUCGUCGAUGUCAUCGUUUAGGAACCACCAGUUCCGAGUUGCGGAAUCGACUCGGAUUGGCGGGACAAUUGGGUAUUUGCCGCCGGAGAGCUUCCGGCAAAAGACCGUAGCCACCGCGAAAACCGACGUGUUUAGCUUCGGCGUUGUAGUUCUCGAGGUGAUUUCCGGCAGACGCGCCGUCGAUCUUACGUACCCAGAUGAUAGAAUCGUCCUUCUCGAUUGGGUUCGGAGAUUAUCCGUUGACCGGAAAAUCCUUAACGUCGGCGACUCACGCUUGCCUGAGGGAUCUUAUUCUCCCUCCGACAUCGAGAGAUUGGUUCAUAUAGCUUUGCUCUGCACGUUGAAUAAUCCGCAAUUGCGACCCAACAUGAAAUGGGUCACCGGGGCUCUUUCCGGCGAAAUCUCCGGCACCUUUCCGGCAUUACCGUCGUUUAAGAACCACCCUCGUUACAUCCCUCUAACUUCCCUGACGUCAUCUACGCCGACCACAACGACCAUGACGACGACGACGACAACGAACCGAACCUCCACAACGAGCUCCAACACGUCGGCAGAGUCCACAUCGUCGACGAAUUACGUCACUGCCCUGGAGGAAUCCAUUUACCAUACGGCAGAGCAGGGGCAAAACGGGUAUUUCAGCAACAACAGCCGGCGCCUUGAGUCGUCAAAGUCGUUUGUCGUGGACACGCCCAAGGAAAUUCCAUUCAGCGACAUCGUUUCGGCGACGGAUGAUUUCUCGGACGCUCGCCGCGUGGCCGAGGUUGACUUUGGUACGGCCUAUUACGGUUUACUAAACCGCGACCAACAUAUUCUGGUCAAACGGCUUGGUAUGACGAAAUGUCCAGCAUUGGUAACCCGGUUCUCGACCGAGCUCGUGAACCUCGGCCGGUUACGCCACCGUAACCUCGUCCAGCUCCGGGGAUGGUGCACUGAACAUGGGGAAAUGCUCGUUGUAUACGAUUAUUCCGCCAAUCACAUGCUAAGCCAUCUUCUCUUCCAUAACCGGAAUCCCAAGAACCCGGUCCUGAGGUGGAGGAGCCGGUACAACGUGAUCAAAUCCCUUGCCUGUGCAAUACGGUACCUCCACGAAGAAUGGGAUGAGCAAGUAGUGCACCGGAACAUAACAUCCUCCACGAUCCAUCUCGACCGAGACAUGAACCCGCGGCUUGGUGGCUUCGCCUUGGCUGAGUUCAUGGCAAGAAACGACCAAGCCCAUCAAGCGGCUAGGAAGAAGAAAGGGUCAUCGGUUCGAGGGAUUUUCGGGUACAUGGCGCCGGAGUACAUGGAAUCUGGCGAGGCCAAGACGACAGCAGAUGUGUAUAGCUUCGGGGUCGUGAUUCUCGAGAUGGUUACAGGACAACCUGCGGUGGAUUUACGGAGGAGACAAGAGGAUGUACUUCUAGUGUUGAGAAUCCGGGACUUGGUCGGAACGAAGAAGAGGCAGUUGGAGGAAGUUAUGGACAGUCGUCUAAGGGAAGAGCACGACCGGAGAGAGAUGGCGAGGCUGUUGCGGUUAGGGUUAGUUUGCACGAGGACCGACCCGGGUCUGAGACCGACCAUGAGCCAAGUGAUGAGCAUUUUGGACGGGAACGACAAGUUUUUCGCCGAACAAGGUCGAGAGGAAGGCAGCGUAGACCGCAAGCAAGUGUACGGCUCGUCCAUGUCAAUGAUCCGUGGAAUGCAAGCGCUUGGGAUUCACUGACGAUGAGUGUCAUGGGAAAGGUUUAGGAUGUAAAACAUACUUGGUUGGUCCAAUGUGAUCUUAGUUGUAAUGAUCUUUUCUUGUUGGAUUUUGAUUUAGUAUACCGGGUUUUGGUUAAUGGUUAUACAUGUUGGUAUUUUCAAUUUGGGGUUUUAGGAUCGUUUGGUAAAGGUUUAAAUUGGAUAUAAAACAAUUUUCAGGUUUGAGAAGAACCACUGUUUUUGA
Molecule: messenger RNA, 2986 nt
Organism: Tarenaya hassleriana
Lineage: Eukaryota; Viridiplantae; Streptophyta; Magnoliopsida; Brassicales; Cleomaceae
Product: receptor like protein kinase S.2-like
Exons: 1
Coding region: 233-2761 (842 amino acids)
Biological process (GO): protein phosphorylation
Cellular component (GO): plasma membrane
Molecular function (GO): protein kinase activity; ATP binding
Source: RefSeq, a predicted model, not a curated record